AUGACGGCGAUUGGGACGAGGCAGGCGCGGCAGCUGUGGGCGGAAGCAGCAGGGGUUGAAGGAGGCGCGGGGAGGGGCGGAUGCGGAUGUGGGCGGGGACCAUUAAUGAGCCAAGAUUGGACAGCUCUAUUGUUUCAGCAUGCCGCCGCCUUCCUCCGACGCGUCUGCAUCAUCUCCGGCGCCGCCACCGCCGUCACCAAGAACUACGACCUCGUCAUAGUCACAGCCGGGGCUAGGCAGAUCCCGGGUGAGAACAGGCUCAACCUGCUGCAGACGAACGCUCCCCUAUAUCGCAAGAUCGCGCCGUCUCUGGCCGAGCUCUCCCUGGAGGCGCUGCUUCUCGUAGUCUCCAACCCCGUCGACGUGCUCACCUACAUCGCCUGGAGGCUCUCCAGCUUCCCGGCCAGCCGUGUCAUCGGCUGCGGCACCAACCUCGACUCCUAUCGCUUCAGGUUCCUCAUUGACAAGCACCUCGAUGUCAACCCGCAGGACGUGAGGCUUUUACUGGAAACCUUUGAUGUGCUUGUGAUUUACCAGUGUGAAGACCAGCGCUAUGUGUUGUGUAAUGGUCUGGUGGUCAGGAGUCAUGUAUGA
This is a messenger RNA of Triticum dicoccoides, 594 nucleotides long. RefSeq names its product L-lactate dehydrogenase B-like. The record is from RefSeq and is a predicted model, not a curated record. The transcript has 4 exons. Gene Ontology annotation, biological process: pyruvate metabolic process; lactate metabolic process. The coding region runs from base 1 to 594 and encodes 197 amino acids. NCBI's taxonomy places the organism in Eukaryota, Viridiplantae, Streptophyta, Magnoliopsida, Poales, Poaceae. Gene Ontology annotation, molecular function: L-lactate dehydrogenase (NAD+) activity.